Suricata suricatta (meerkat) is the source of this 1008-nucleotide messenger RNA. RefSeq names its product olfactory receptor 1571-like. The transcript is spliced from 3 exons. The coding region runs from base 1 to 1008 and encodes 335 amino acids. Gene Ontology annotation, molecular function: olfactory receptor activity; G protein-coupled receptor activity. NCBI's taxonomy places the organism in Eukaryota, Metazoa, Chordata, Mammalia, Carnivora, Herpestidae. Gene Ontology annotation, cellular component: membrane. Gene Ontology annotation, biological process: G protein-coupled receptor signaling pathway. The record is from RefSeq and is a predicted model, not a curated record.
AUGGCUGUCAUCCUGGGUCUGCUGGGUCCUUUGACUGUGGAGAAGGCAUUAUGGCCUCCUCCAAGUGCACUCCAAAAAGGGAACCACUUCUCCCAUGUGGUACACAGACCCCUCAGACGCCAUUUCCCAUUCCUGGGGAUUAACCCUGCUUCCUCACCAGAGCAGUGGCAGGCACCCCGCCUGAGCAGCUGUCCAGGGAACUGUGCGCCUCCGGUUUCCCGGCAGCCCUGCGCCCUGCGGCUCCCCGCUGACCUGUCCACCUCAGUCCUCUCCAACCUGUCUUUUGUAGACAUCUGCUUCACUUCCACCGCCGUCCCAAAGAUGCUCCUACACAUUCAGACUCAGAGCAAAGAUAUAACCUAUGAGGACUGCAUCAUACAGAUGAACUUUUUCAUAAUCUUUUCAGGGAUGGAUAACUUACUCCUGGCUGUGAUGGCCUAUGACAGGUUUGUGGCCAUCUGUCACCCCCUACACUACACAGUCAUCAUGAACCCCCGGCUCUGUGGACUGCUGGUUCUAGCGUCCUGGGUCACGAGUGUCUUGCAUUCCUUGUUACAAACCUCAAUGGUGUUGCAGCUGUCCUUCUGUACAGAGGUGGAAAUCCCCCACUUUUUCUGUGAAUUCAAACAGAUGAUCCAAGUUGCCUGUUCUGACACCUUUCUUAAUAACUUGGUGAUGUACUUUGAAGCUGUGCUGCUGGGGGGUGCUCCCCUUGCUGGGAUCCUUUACUCUGACUCUAAGAUAGUUUCUACUAUAAUUGGGAUCUCAUCAGCUCAGGGCAAGUAUAAAACAUUUUCCACCUGUGCCUCUCACCUCUCCCUUGUCUCCUUGUUUUAUUGUACGGUCCUGGGAGUGUACCUUAGCUCCGCUGCCACCCAGAGCUCCCACUCCAGUGCUGUGGCCUCGGUGAUGUACACGGUGGUCACGCCCAUGCUGAACCCCUUCAUCUACAGCCUGAGGAACAGAGACAUAAAAAGGGCUCUGAAAAGAAUCGGUGGGUUCCAGUGA